Messenger RNA from Toxotes jaculatrix (banded archerfish), 2541 nucleotides. Its product is annotated as mucin-5AC-like. The record is from RefSeq and is a predicted model, not a curated record. NCBI's taxonomy places the organism in Eukaryota, Metazoa, Chordata, Actinopteri, Toxotidae. The coding region runs from base 155 to 1051 and encodes 298 amino acids. The transcript is spliced from 5 exons.
CCGACUCCCUCAGGAUAUUUUUAGCGCUGAUGAUGUGCCCUGUCAAAUCACGUAACGGAAACAACCUCAGAGCUGAAAAGCAGAGCUGCAGUGGAGAGCCCGCUCGGUCCGUUUGGUUUUAUUGUGAUCUGCAGGAGGGAAGGCCGCGGAUGAGAUGAGAUUUGAAAUUAAUUUGGUGUUUGUCGUCCUGGUGGUCCUUACCGGCUCAUCGCAGGCAAGAGACGUUUCUUUUCCAGGUCAGAGCAGUGCUUUGCCUCCUGACCUAACCCCGGCUGCCCUCCCGAGUCAUGCCGGCACCUCAGCAUCUCCUGACCUGACAGAGGAUCCUGGGAAUGAGGUCCCAAAGUGGACACAUAAUCCUGCAGGCCGGGGCGAAACCUCAACUGAAACCUCAACCACUGCCAAGACCGGAGGAACAGUCAGUUCAGAGACUGCGACAAAUGCAGUGUUUCAAACCCACUUGUUGAGCACAGUUUCUGCAGCGACGACAUCUCAACACACAGACGCACCUGUCGUUACGACCGCUCACUCUGGUACAGCCUCUUCUUCAGCUGCUGCAGACAUACUUUCAUCUACACCAGCUCUACAGAGCACCACCCCUCUACGUCACAGCUCAACCGCUGAAAGCAGAACGCCCCUGACCAGUGAACCCCCCACCACCUCUUCAUCUCAGUCAGCCCACACACUGCAGGAUACAAGCUCCACAGACCACGCCUCCACCACCCAGCUACAGUCUGAAUCACGAAGCGCAGGCCACACUCCAACCUCAGCUCCAGGCCGGGGCCCUGCUGGACCAACGCACCAGGAGGUCCCAUCUGAACUUAAUGUAGGAGAUGAAGACCUCAAGAAGCCCCAAAGCCGCUCGAGCUCCCCUUUAGACCCCUUGCUGGCUGGUCUGCUGUCAGUGUUCAUUGUCACCACUGCCAUCAUCUUUGUCGUCCUCUUCCUCAAGUUCCGCCAGAGGACAAACCACCCAGAAUUUCAUCGGCUGCAGGAUCUCCCCAUGGACGAUUUGAUGGAGGACACGCCGCUCUCCAGAUACACCUACUGAUGGAAGCGUCCUCUCAGGCAUUUCAACCACUCAGAGGUAACAGAAGCGAAGCAGACACCAAAGGAAGACCAGUGUGGGUGUGAGCAAAGCCUUUGCCCGAUGCAGCUGCAUCUCUGCUGAUGAGUUUCCCCCUUGUGACUGAGCGUUUUUGGGUCAGUGAUAAAAAUGUUUAUCUGUCGCUCCAUGAGAAGGAUUCUUAAAGAACAUGAGAGCCUUUUAAAAAAGAGGUUUUUGUAUAACUUCAACUUUUUUCCACAUUCCCUUUAAAGUUAAGGAGAUCUUCAGUCGGGCGGGAACCUUGUGUUUUCUUUGUAUCCCUGACGUGACUCCUUAUGUACGCACAGCACUUUAAUGUGGCACAAAUGGCCACAAUGCCCUCUAGGGGUCAUAUGAGGUAAUGUGGAUCAAGGUUGGAUGAAGUCCUCCAAUGUAAAUUAAUUGAUAACCUCAGGUAAUCCAGCGAGAGAUAAAAGAGUGAGAGACAAAGACAGAAUGAGGAUAUAAAGUGCUUUGAGACACAUGAGAAAGUUGCCGACACGCCCUAAAAGAUUAUGGAAUAUAAAAUAUAAUCCCUUAAGCGACCAAAUAUUAGUGAAGUGCACUUUCAAACCAAAUUGCCAGGUUGCACGUGUUGUCUUAAAGCCGUGAUAGCAAGUGAUUUUACAAUUCAAAAGCCAUAUCUAUGGAAAAACAGACCGGUUCUCUUACAGUAUAAAUCUGUUAUCAUUCAAUGGUUCAAAUUUAUUAACCAAUUUACCCCAAAUUAUAUGUGGCAAAUAUUUAUUGUUGCAGCCUUUAAUGUGUAGUUUAUACGUGUUAUGGAGCUUGCUGUCAUCAUAGUCUGAUGCUGGUUUAUAAAACUUGAAUUUGGUUCCUCUGUUCUUUAUAAUGAAUAUUUAAUCCACCAAUACACACUGAGAAAACCCCACUAUACUAAAUAAUCACUUUAAUAUGAGUGAAUUGUAAAGGCAAAACAAACUACUAUCGUAAAAUGUGUUCACGUUUAUAGAGGAUGUAUCUGUUUGCGCACAUAGCAUUUGUUCAGAGGUGGAGCCAAGGAGAAGCAGCAUCAGGGAAGUUUGUUGCUACCUGUAUCUGUAUUAGUCGAUACAGUAUCACGCAAAUGUGCUGGGCUUAUUUGAUCUGAUUUUAGCUAUUGCUACUUUAAAGUGCCAACAGUGAUGUAUGAUAAAGUGCCAAUGAAAUGUAGACUGUAAGAAUUUGUUGAUAAAAGGAUUUCCUGUUUGAUAAUAAAAUAUAAACUGCUAUAAAGCCCCAAGCUGCAUGUGCUUCCAGGGUGGGAUGUUGUUUUGUAAUAAGCAAUGGUUAUGAGGGCCAGCAUUUAAGCAUUAUGCCGUGUCAUUGUAACAGGUAUGAAGGCCAGUUUCUGUUGUCAAAUAUGAUUAAGCUGUGCAAGUGUUUGAAGCUCAGCAGCUCUGCAGUUAGUGAAUCUGCCUGGACAAGUAAUGUGGACUUUGGACAAUUAUUCA